Aphanomyces invadans is the source of this 1221-nucleotide messenger RNA. RefSeq lists its product as hypothetical. The transcript is spliced from 5 exons. NCBI's taxonomy places the organism in Eukaryota, Oomycota, Saprolegniomycetes, Saprolegniales, Verrucalvaceae. Bases 1 to 1221 code for a protein of 406 amino acids. The record is from RefSeq and is a predicted model, not a curated record.
AUGCUUCCGCAAGUGUUGCUGGUGCUCCACGGCACAUCGACUGUCCGCACUCGCAUGGGUCGCCACGUUGAGCUGUACCAUGUCACGUUGAAGCACAAAUUCGCGGCGAAAGAGGCAAACGUUCGAUACAAGACAUUGCGAAAGUAUUUGAACAAGCUUGGAGCUCUUGACAGUCCGGUGGAUGAGCUCGUCGUGCCCCCUAAGCAUCCUCUGCACUCAUCAUCCAACAAAGCCAUUGUAGACACCCGAGUGCGGCAGUUCCGAGCGUGCUUCCACACCCUUUCCGCAAGAGUCCUCACGGAUGCCCAAAUCCAGAUCCUGCACAACAUGAUGGACGAAGCCAACGCAAUGAUACAACAGUACAAAAUUCUUGCGCAAUCCUCCAUCAACGGCAGCAACGGGCGCACCGAGUCAUCACCGGAGGUCUCUGAAACAAACGGCGACGACGCUCCCAACCAAAACAACGACGAAAGUCCACGAAACAAAAAGCCGUUGAAUGCUGCCCUGAAGCGGCCAUCACAGCUGCGGCCAUAUGACAACGCAUUUGCUGCGUUAAACAAAGCCCGCAAGUCCAACAACGAUUCUCCGAUCGACCGCAGCAUCGAACCACUUGUUCAGAGGGCCGCAACGUCGGCCGAGUUGUCCAAGUACUUCGAACGCUUGGCAGACGACAUGUUGUUGGAGUUGCACACGGUGACGCCGUACCGAUCCAACUCGAUUCGGCUCCCUCCACUGCAGUCGAAAACGAACCGACCAGUGGACAUGCGACUCGAGUACACGGAAGAGGAUGCUGCGUACUUGGAGCAGCUUGCAAUGGAAACGUGGUCGAACGCUUUGAACGACGGCGAGAUGCUCGAUGACGUGCCAGAUGACGACGGCAACGCACUUCAUCUCGAUCGGGAACACGAGCGAGUUUUGGAAGCGGAAGAGUUUGCGAAUGCCCGCGGAAAGACGGCGCCCAUGGACGACGAGGUCAUCCAUGACAUGGCGCAUCUGUAUUUUGCCAGCUACUACGACGACAGCGACGGAGAAGUUGACGAUAGCCACAUAAAGCAGACGGCGUCGAAGGGCCGGGCGAUGGGAAAGGCCAAGGGCGAGGCGGCUUCCAGGGCAAGCAUGAGCCACGUCCUUCAAGGCUACAUCGGCGACAUCUACAGCGACGACAGCAACGCGCCAUCGACGCGAGCAGGGCGACGCCCCUCGAUCUCCAUGACAGCAUAG